This is a messenger RNA of Manduca sexta (tobacco hornworm), 2620 nucleotides long. RefSeq names its product probable peroxisomal acyl-coenzyme A oxidase 1. Gene Ontology annotation, molecular function: FAD binding; fatty acid binding; acyl-CoA oxidase activity. Gene Ontology annotation, biological process: lipid homeostasis; fatty acid beta-oxidation using acyl-CoA oxidase. Gene Ontology annotation, cellular component: peroxisome. Lineage: Eukaryota; Metazoa; Arthropoda; Insecta; Lepidoptera; Sphingidae. The coding region runs from base 181 to 2175 and encodes 664 amino acids. The record is from RefSeq and is a predicted model, not a curated record. The transcript has 14 exons.
CAUAUAAAUUCGCGCCUCGCGGAGUGCAGUCGAUUUUAGCAACUCGUUGUGGUAGGACGUCAUCGAUGUAAUUUUAUCACGUAAAUAGAUCUUUAACUCUUAUCCUUCAAUUGUGUAAAUAAUUUAUAGUCCGAAACCAAAAUAUUGUUACAAAAUUAGCUGCUAUAUUACGUCGAAAAAAUGGCCGAAAAGAAAGUAAAUGAAGAUUUGGUGAAUGAAAGAAAAAAAUGCACAUUCAAUGUGCAAGAGCUGAUACAUCUCAUAGAUGCUGGAGAGGAAAAUACUUUGGAAAGGAAAAAGAUUGAGGAAUCUGUGCUCAGCAUAAAGGAGCUAAAAGACGAGGUGCCAGAAGAGUAUAUGAGUCAUAAAGAGAGGUACGAGAACUCUAUACGGAAAGCUUGUAUAUUGUACAGCGCGCUCAGGAACUAUGGACAGCAGGGCAACUCUUUGGAUUUAUACGGACCAAGCAAUAAAUACCGUGUGCACUUCGCGGUGUUGAAAGACAUAUCGCCGUUCAUGCUGCACUCGGGCAUGUUUGUGCCCACCAUCAUGAACCAGGCGUCGGAGGAGCAGGCCGCCGAGUGGCUGCCCAAGGCCCUCUCCAUGCAGAUCAUCGGGACUUAUGCGCAAACAGAACUAGGGCACGGUACAUUCAUCAGAGGUCUGGAAACCACGGCUACAUAUGAUCCCAAAACUGAAGAGUUCGUGUUACAGAGUCCAACGCUUACCUCACACAAAUGGUGGCCAGGAGGUUUGGCUCAUACCGCCAAUCACUGCAUUGUGGUUGCUCAGCUGUACACCAACGGAACAUGCUACGGUGUUCAUCCUUUCUUCGUGCAGAUCCGCGACUUGGAGACCCAUAUGCCACUACCCGGCAUCAGUGUGGGCGAGAUUGGACCAAAGCUGGGCUUCAACACUGCCAAUAACGGCUUUCUGCGUUUCGAUCAGUAUAGAAUACCAAGAAAAAAUAUGCUUAUGAAGAAUGCUCAGGUUUUAAAGGACGGUACGUACGUGAAAUCGAAGAACGAGAAGCUGGCGUACGGCACCAUGGUGUUCGUGAGGGUCAUGAUCCUGACUGACGUGGCUUACGAGAUCGCAAGGGCUGCCACUAUCGCGGUCAGGUACGCAGCGGUCAGGCACCAGUCACAACCGAAACCUGGUCAACCAGAGCCAGCCAUCAUAAACUACGUGACGCAACAACACAAGCUGUUCAUUGCCAUCGCGACCAGCCACGCCUUCAGGGUCACGGGCAUGUGGCUCUUCAACACGUACGCCCAGUUCCUCGCAGACAUGGGCAAAGGCAAACUGGAUCAGUUGCCAGAGCUCCACGCCCUGGCGUGUUGUCUCAAAGCGGUGUGCAGUAAGGACGCGACGGCGCGCGUGGACGAGUGUCGCCACGCGUGCGGCGGCCACGGGUACAUGCAGUCCUCUAACCUACCCAUCAUCAACAACAUCGUCACCGCCACUGUCACUUACGAGGGGGAGUUCACUGUCCUCAUGCUGCAGACUGCCAGAUUCCUCGUGAAGGCAUGGAAGCAAGCGUCAAUUGGUAAGGUCAUGACGCCAACCGUUGCCUAUUUAGUGGAUUCUUCCAAUCAGAAAUGGCAGAACAAUCCAGAAGGGAUCAUCAGAGGCUUCAAAUUGGUAUCUCUUGGUAAAAUAAAAGCGGCGUGUGAAGCAUUAGAAAAGCACGCGAAAACUGGCAUGGACUACGAGGAUGCGUGGAACAUGGCGUCCGUACAGCUUGUAUACGCCAGCGAGGCGCACUGCCGAGCGUUGUUGUGUGAAGUGACGUGGAAGGAAAUGCAAAAUUUGGCCUCAACCGUGUCUCCAGCGCUGGGCAAAGUUCUGCUGCACCUCGCUGAAUUGUACAUCGUGUAUUGGGCAUUGGAAAAGAGGGGAGAUUUGCUCAUGUACUCGUCGAUAUCAGGCAGUGACAUCAGUCAGCUGCAGACAAGGUACGAGGAGCUGCUUGCGCUGAUACGCCCCAACGCUGUCGGAUUAGUCGAUGCAUUCGAUAUCAGGGACGAGAUAUUAGCGUCAGCCCUCGGCGCGUACGACGGUCGCGUGUACGAGCGUCUGAUGGAGGAGGCGCUGAAGAGUCCUCUCAACAAAGAGCCCGUCAACCGCAGCUUCCACAUGUACCUCAAGCCUUUGAUGCAAGCUAAACUGUGAUAUAAGAUUAAUUAAUGAAUUAUAAUUGCUUAUGAUAAUGUAAAAUAUGAAUAGAAUUAUGAACAAUUGUUAUGGCAUCAGUCAAUGAUUACAUAUUAUUGACUCUGUUAAGCCGUAGUAGGACUAUAUGUUGUGCCCAUAUUAUACCUUACAUGACCAUGCACAUCGAUUGUUAGUAACUUUUUUAUAAUAAAGAGAAUAAGAACAUUUGUAUUGGAUAUGUAUGAAAGAUAGCAUAGCUAUGGACUGCAUUUAAUUUAAAAAAAUAUUUUAAAUAAUUUUAUUUUAAAAUUUAAAAAAAUAAAAAUAUUAAUUUGUUUUUUACUGCGUUUUUUCUAAACAUAUAUGAUGUUUAGGUUGUGCUUCUGAAACUUUAAUGUAGACCUUAUUUUAUGAUUUACAUAUUAAAACAAUGUUGAACAAUAAAUUAUUUUAUACUAAGGUU